AUGGAGUCAUUAAGCGACACCCUUUGGGAUAUCGUAAUCUGCGGCACUGGACUGCAGCAGUCGCUGCUUGCAUUGGCCCUCUCGCGGUCUGGAAAGAAAAUCUUGCAUAUAGAUCCAAAUGAGUUCUAUGGGAGCGCCGAGGCAGCCUUCAGUCUACAGGAUGCCGAGUCGUGGGCACAUCGGGUAUCAACGGGCAGCGGUGGCCUAUUCGCAUUCGCGUCUAUCACAAAACCUGAGGGCGCCGUUGACUUGUCCUCGUCCCGGGCGUACUCGCUGGCUCUUGCACCCAAGCUGAUCCAUGCUCGCUCGACUCUCUUGUCGCGGCUGGUGUCCUCGCGCGCCUACCGCCAAGUUGAAUUCCUUGCAGUGGGAUCAUUUUACAUAUUCAGGCCUCCGCAGGAUACCCAAAAUCCUACUCUGGUCCGAAUUCCAUCUACCCGCGAGGAAGUGUUCUCGACAACCGACGUCUCCUCCAAGGCGAAGCGUCAACUCAUGAAGUUCCUCAAGUUCGUCCUGGAUUCGGAGGCCUCACCACAGCUCGAAACCUGGCAGCCGUACGCUGACACGCCGCUGACCGGCUUCUUGCAGCAGGAAUUCAACAUGGACGCGGAACUGCAGAUGUACAUCAUCACCUUCACUCUUUCACUGGAAGGGAAUAUCAGCACCAAAGACGGGUUGGCCGUGAUCCGUCGCCAUCUCUCGUCGAUGGGCCUCUAUGGUCCAGGCUUUGCUGCCAUUUAUCCCAAGUGGGGUGGCCUUUCAGAGAUUACCCAGAUUUCGUGUCGUGCCGGCGCCGUUGGUGGGGCCGUGUACAUGCUUGGGACCGGAAUCAAGGAGAUGGAAACCGUUGAGAAUGAAGUCAAGCUUCAGCUCACAAGCGGCGACACCGUGAGAACACGGAUGCUGGUGCGCGCCAGUGAUUCCGCAAGCGGUCAGACUGGUAUCAACAGGCUGGUGGCCGUGAUCAGCUCGCCGCUGAGCUCGAUGUUUCAAUCCAUUGUUGAAGGAGCGCCCAGACCUGCCGUCGCCGUUAUCGCGUUUCCAGCCGGUUCGCUGUCAACCCCAGCUGGCAGGGCAUCUGAGCACCCAGUUUAUUUGUCUGCUCACUCCAGCGAUACCGGGGAAUGCCCCGUUGGUCAGAGUGUACUUUAUCUUACCACUCUCUCAACACCUGAUGCAAAGGCAGUCUUGGAGCGUGCGCUGGACAUCUUCAUCUGUCCCACGAGCGGAGACGAAGCUCCUCAGGUCCUGUACCAACUCCAGUAUGAGCAGCGGACCGGCCCCGACACCUUUGAAGUCGAUGGGCCAAUCUUUACCUUCCCCGCUCCGUCUCCUUCUCUUUCCUUCGACGACUCAACAUUGGUCCCAGUUCGCGAGGCGUGGAAAAGGGUCAUGGGCGACGCUGCCGUCUAUGCAGAGUAUCUGGUCUUUGAUGACCGAGACGUUGCCUUGGAUGAUAAUGAUGUUUACGAUACAUGGUGA
Messenger RNA from Parathielavia appendiculata, 1482 nucleotides. RefSeq lists its product as uncharacterized. The transcript has 3 exons. The record is from RefSeq and is a predicted model, not a curated record. Lineage: Eukaryota; Fungi; Ascomycota; Sordariomycetes; Sordariales; Chaetomiaceae. Gene Ontology annotation, molecular function: GDP-dissociation inhibitor activity. Gene Ontology annotation, cellular component: Rab-protein geranylgeranyltransferase complex; cytoplasm; nucleus. Gene Ontology annotation, biological process: small GTPase-mediated signal transduction; vesicle-mediated transport; protein geranylgeranylation. Bases 1 to 1482 code for a protein of 493 amino acids.